Aureococcus anophagefferens is the source of this 417-nucleotide messenger RNA. RefSeq lists its product as hypothetical. The record is from RefSeq and is a predicted model, not a curated record. The annotation marks the transcript as partial. The transcript has a single exon. Gene Ontology annotation, molecular function: fatty acid synthase activity; 3-oxoacyl-[acyl-carrier-protein] synthase activity. NCBI's taxonomy places the organism in Eukaryota, Pelagophyceae, Pelagomonadales, Pelagomonadaceae. Gene Ontology annotation, biological process: fatty acid biosynthetic process.
UACUCCGGCACCUCCUCCUCCCUCGCAGUCGCUUCUGGGCGACUGUCGUACGUGUUAGGUCUCACGGGUCCAAAUUUACCCAUCGACACAGCGUGCUCGGCAUCUCUAGUUUCGUUACACGUAGCGGGGUUGUUUUUAAUCGACGAUGUCAUGUCGCACGCUGCAGUAGCGGGGAGCUUGCUUCUUCUUUCUAAGGUGUCGAUUGCCUUUGCCCUCGGAGGGAUGAUAUCCCCGCGCGGUCGCUCUCACACAUUUGAUGUUCGCGCAGAUGGGUUUUGCCGAGGGGAGGGAUUCGGAGCCUUUCUCGUGACUACAGAGGAUUCGUUUACUUCAGUUCGCAGCUCGAGUGUGCAACAAGACGGUCCCAGCGCUAGCUUGACGGCACCCAGCGGGUCAUCCCAAAAACGACUGAUCGAA